AUGGAAAACGAUUAUCUUCUAGACACCUACGAACUAUCAGACACAGAACCUAAUGAUAAUACAUUAGGAUUACAAUCGAACCAAAAUGUCGACAAUGCUGCAGCGGAUCUUGGUAUUGCUGAGGAAGUGGUAGUGAAGAAGAGGAAGCCAGCAGCUAAACUAGAUGAACACCGUCUACUUGGUGUCAAUGGCAUUCCAGCACUUAAAGCAAAAAUAGUCCCUAGAAUGAAGUUUAAAGGCAAAGGUCAUGCAAAACGAGACUUGACAAAAAUUCUUAGCGCGUACCAAAUAUGGGCUCAUGGACUUUUCCCCAAAGCUAAUUUCAUGGACUUUGUGCAACUGGCCAAGAGAGCGGGAUCCACACCUGUCAUGAGAGUAUAUCGUCGACAAUGGAUCGAGGUAGAAAAGAAAAAAUCCACCUCAGACUAUCUUGACGAGAUGUACGCGUCCCGUAACCAAGGGAGUGAAGACCAUGGUGACAACACGAUUAUACCAGAAGCCAUUGACAACUACGAACAGAGAGCUAGUGAUAUUAUUCCCGAAGAAGAAUCGUUGUUUUUCAGUGAUGAUGGUAUGCCCGAUGCUUCCAACUUGCUUUCCACCGGCAAUAUUACAGUUCAAUCAGACCCAUCGGCAAACCAAUCCCGAGAAGAAGAGCAAUUUGACGAACAGGACGAGAUAUGGUCGUCUAUUCACCAUUCCAAUCAAUCUGCUAAUAAAUCACCUUCUAAUCCAACUCUAUCAACGUCAGAAGCACAAGAAAGCGAGACUAAAAGCCCUACAGAAGCACCUCCGACUAAUGAGAAUGCCAAUAGUGACAGCGAAGAUAUUAGCGACAGUGAAAUUAUCGCUCUAACUGAGAUGAGACCUACUUCAAACCUGACUACCGAAGAAAAUGAGGAAGAAGGACAAGAGUUUGAUCUCUUCGCUGGCAUGGAUAUCUAG
This is a messenger RNA of Sugiyamaella lignohabitans, 945 nucleotides long. It is a transcript of the gene CSM3, whose product is annotated as Csm3p. NCBI's taxonomy places the organism in Eukaryota, Fungi, Ascomycota, Dipodascomycetes, Dipodascales, Trichomonascaceae. The transcript has a single exon. Gene Ontology annotation, cellular component: nucleus; replication fork protection complex. Gene Ontology annotation, biological process: DNA replication checkpoint signaling; replication fork arrest; replication fork processing. The record is from RefSeq and is a predicted model, not a curated record. The coding region runs from base 1 to 945 and encodes 314 amino acids. Gene Ontology annotation, molecular function: DNA binding.